Molecule: messenger RNA, 1023 nt
Organism: Daktulosphaira vitifoliae (grape phylloxera)
Lineage: Eukaryota; Metazoa; Arthropoda; Insecta; Hemiptera; Phylloxeridae
Product: general transcription factor II-I repeat domain-containing protein 2-like
Exons: 1
Coding region: 1-1023 (340 amino acids)
Source: RefSeq, a predicted model, not a curated record
AUGGAUAGAAAAAUAAGAAAAGUAGAGAUUGAAAAUAGACAGUUUUGUCCUGAGUGGAUGGACUUAUAUUGUUUUAUUUUACCAAGUAGGGUAGGUGCCAAGCCGGUGUGUUUGAUUUGUCACCAAACAGUGGCUGUUAUGAAACUGUUUAAUAUCAAACGUCAUUAUGAGACACACAAGUCAUUUGCCGAAAAAUCCCCAUUGGGUACUGACCUUCGUAAAACAAAAAUUGAAAAUCUACAAAUGAAAUAUAAAUCGGCAACUCAAAUUUUGAGCCACGCAAUGACUGAACAACAAAAAUGUGCUCAAGUUUCUUUACAAAUUUCGUGGACACUUGGUAAACAUAUGAAGCCAUUUACAGAUGCUGAUAUUGUUAAAGAAUGCAUGCUUCAAUCUGUAAGUCUACUGUUUGAAAAUAAAAAGGAAAUUGUCGAAACUUUUCGUCAUAUCCCCAUAUCAGCAUCCACUAACACGAGAAAUACCGAAAUACUGGCCAAAGAUAAUCACAUUCAGUUGAAACAAGAUCUAUCUACAGCUGAUUUUUAUUCUUUGGCCUUGGAUGAAUCUUGUGAUAUCACAGAUGCAUCUCAGCUUAUAAUUCACGUGAGAUACCUGAACAAUACCAGUGGGAAAUUUUACGAAGAGUUGUUGACACUUUUGUCGUUAUCAGGGACCAGCAAAGGAAAUGAUUUGUACAAUUCUGUAGUAUUGUAUUUUGAAACAGAAAAUUUAAAUUUGAAAAAAAUUAUCUCUGUUACAACUGAUGGUGCACCAGCGAUGAUUGGCACUCAUCAAGGCUUUGUUCAAAGAUUAAAAAACGAUCCUAAAUGCAACCCUGAUCUUUUAUCGUACCAUUGUAUUAUUCAUCAAAGCGUCCUUUGCUGCAAACUGGAUCCGUGUUUGGAAGAAAUUAUGAAAAAAGUAAUGAGUAUUGUCAAUUUUAUACGUGCAAAAUCUUCACUCCAGCACAGAUUAUUUAAGGCACUUCUUCGAGAAAAUGAUAGUCAGUUUGACGAUUUAUGA